Messenger RNA from Ramularia collo-cygni, 270 nucleotides. RefSeq names its product related to YOS1, subunit of the Yip1p-Yif1p Complex, required for Transport between the ER and the Golgi Complex. Gene Ontology annotation, biological process: endoplasmic reticulum to Golgi vesicle-mediated transport. The record is from RefSeq and is a predicted model, not a curated record. Bases 1 to 270 code for a protein of 89 amino acids. Gene Ontology annotation, cellular component: endoplasmic reticulum membrane; Golgi membrane; COPII-coated ER to Golgi transport vesicle. The transcript is spliced from 3 exons. Lineage: Eukaryota; Fungi; Ascomycota; Dothideomycetes; Mycosphaerellales; Mycosphaerellaceae.
AUGGCGACCCUCUUCUUCAGUUUCGGCGGUUUAUUCCAGGUCUCCGUCCUCCUCGUAAACGCAAUCGCAAUCCUCUCCGAAGAUCGCUUCCUCGCACGAAUCGGCUGGGGUUCAUCCCAGCAAUCAGAACCUUCCUUUGGCGGCGGAAUGCAAGAUGCAAGCGUCAAGUCCAAAAUUAUAAAUCUUAUAAAUUCAGUGAGGACGCUGAUGAGGAUACCUCUGAUCUUCCUUAAUGUUCUGAUCAUUGUGUGGGCGGUUGCGUUUGGUUGA